UGGAGGAGGGAGGAGGUUCAGACGGGGGAGGUCGCCUUUCCGAGCAGAUAUGGAGGCUCCGCAGUUGAAAGAAAAACUCUUCUAACAAAUGGAAACCUUACUUGUUGCUUUCCUUACCGAAGAGGACGUCCUCUCUUCUUCUUUCCACUUCAUGCUUCAAUUGUUCUUCUGGUUCUUUGCUCUAUUUUGGAGGAGGCGCUACCUGUGAAUGAAAAGGAUUGCUUUUUUGGGGGCUGUAAAGGAUAGCAGCCAGUGAAAUACAUUGUCCAGAUCUGCUGUGUGAGUUGCUGUAAAGUUGAAGAGCAUGUGCUUGCCAGUUUUACUGGAAGUAACAGCAGUGCAUUCACUGUUGAUAUGAAGAUUUUGGCUUUUACCACUUUUCAUAUGUUUUACUCUUCUGUGUAUUUAAAAACCACAGUCAUUCUGCUUCAGAAGUUGGCGUUAGAGUGGACUUGAGUGUUUUUUCUUUUUCCGGAGCUUCUCUCCCCCCUCUUAUCUCUCCAUUCCUACCUCCCUCAACUUUCUGUCCCUCUCUCUUUUGUGUACUGUGGAGAAGGAGGAGCUCAGGACCAAAGGGAAGAGGACUAGGCAGUGAUGUUUCAAUGUGCAUCCAUUGCCACGGAAAUUAACUCAGUUGACUCUGCCCUCUCCAUGGAAGCACUGUGAAACAAUCAGAACCCUGCUGCCAGCUAGCUAUGGACUGCACAGAUGCUAUUUGGAAACCAUGUGCCUGUUCUAGAACCAAGUGGUGUCGGCAUGAGCGGUCCUCCAACCACCGUCGCCCAUGGAGGCUGCUGCAUGGCUGCAGUUGUGGCAGAGGUGUCAUGGAAGCGGAUGUCGUCAACCACGCCUCCUCCCUCCUGCGGCGUUUGCUGUUAUAUGUUUGCUGUUGUCUGUCCAGUGAGGACAGCACUGAGCUGCGACGAAAUUGGGUGGCUCCUCCCAAUGGAGCACAGAGGGGAGGACGAAGAGAGGAGGAAGGUGAGGACGAAGAGUUGGGACCUCCUCCCUCAGUGGACGAGGCGGCUGAUGCUCUGAUGACCAGGUUGGGCUUCCUGCUGGGGGACAAGAUAAUCAGUGGAGAGCCGGGGUCCCCUUACCUAGCCCAGGACGAUGCACAGAGGAUCUCUCCUUCCUCCAGUCUGGCCAGUAGCAGCACCUCCCCCUGCUCCACACUGCAGCCCCCUGCUGGAGGAGAAGGCAACAGCGACAACAAGCAUGUCUCCUCCAACAAUGCCUCUGUCACCUCCCCCACCUCAACACUGGAAAGCAGAGACAGCGGCAUCAUAGCCACGCUGACCAGCUAUUCUGCAGAGUCAGCAGCAGAGCAGUACAGCAGCUCCAAAUACCCGGGAGAUGGUUACCAUGGGAGCAGCCUCCACCUCUGGCCAGCAGGUGGCCGGCCGGUGGUGGUCUCCACCUCCUCGUCCUGUAUGGUGGCAGUGGAAAGCGUUAACGACCACCUUCUAUACAGGGUGGACGACAACAUUGCCGCCUCAACUUACAGCCUCAACAAACUCCACCCGGACCGAGGCUCUGUCGCUGCACGGUCUUUAGGCUCCACCCACUCCAUACCUGUCUACCUCAUGCCCCGCCCCAAUUCAGUUGCUGCCACUAGUUCUGCCCACCUUGAGGAUCUGGCGUAUCUGGAUGAGCAGCAGAGACAAAUCCCUUCAAGGACAUCCCUCAGAAUGCCCAGACAGAAUUCUGGGAGUCGUAGUCAACAGGACCACAGAGGUAAACACAAGCACAUGCUCUCAAACACAAACACAACACUCAUUUUAACAAGCAGUAUAACAAUACUCUCUUCCCCUGCAGUUCGUUUUACUCCCUCUCUCAGCCUGAAGCCCCUGCACUUUGAGGUUCCCGGUCUCUCAUCUGAUUGGCUGUUCACUGGCAGGGAGUGGCUCUUUCAGGAAGUACAUGCCUAUCUCUGCAGCGAUGACCCGUCAACCAGUCGGGGCGUGGUGAUCUUCGGCAACAUGGGCUUCGGCAAAACAGCAAUCAUUGCCCGACUGGUGGCGCUCAGUUGUCAUGGAAACCGAAUGUGGCCUACUGCUGCUCGGAGCCAGAGCACUCCAAAGCAUGUUGCACCUGUUUCUCUCUCCAACGAUUCCCUGGGAAGAGGAGGAGGAAGAGGAGAUGAAGGAGGAGGAGGAAGCUGUCCAGGAACUCCAGAGUUGAAGAGGAGACAGGAGGAAGCCCUGAGGAAACUUGCAGGACAGGUAGUCUCAUAUCAUUUCUGUCAGGCUGACAACAGUUACACUUGUCUGGUUCCGGAGUUUGUCCACAACAUGGCGGCAAUGCUAAGUCAUGCACCUCAACUGCUGGCCUAUCAGGAGCUACUGCACCGGUCGCCGCAGCUACAGAGCACGCUCAGUCUACGCUCCUGCAUUCAGGAUCCAAGCUCUGCCCUCCAGAGAGGAAUACUGGAACCACUCGAAGCUCUCCACAGAGAGAGGAAGUUGCAUGUGGAAGGGGCAGGGCUUAUUGUAUUGAUUGAUGGGCUAAAUGAGGCAGAAUUCCACCGGCCAGACUACGGCAACACACUGACUUCCUUCCUGUCCCAAAACGUCCCAAAAUUUCCUCCUUGGUUGAAGAUCAUCACCACUGUCAGGACCAGUCAACAGGACAUCACUUGUUCUCUACCUUUUCAUCGCAUCUCCCUGGACAAGAUGGAGGAGAGCAAUGCUAUAGAUCAAGACCUGCAGGGUUACCUGAUGCAGCGUAUCCAUAGCAGCAGCGAGAUCCAGAGCAACGUGUCGCUGAGUAAUAGCCGUUUUGAUAACGCGGCACUCACCAAACUGAUCAGCCACCUUAAGAGCCUGAGCAAAGGCUCAUACCUCUACUUGAAACUGACACUGGACCUGAUAGAGGGUGGAUACCUGGUCCUGAAGAGCUCCAGCUUCAAAGUGGUUCCUGUCAGUCUAGCAGAGGUCUACCUGCUGCAGCUCAACAUGCGGUUUCCCACCCAAUCGUCUUUUCAGAGAGUUCUGCCGUUGCUUAACAUCACUGUGGCAUCACUGCACCCACUGACCGACCAGCAGCUGUUUGAGGUAGUGAACUCUGCCGCUCUGACUGGAGGAACGCUGCAGUGGGACGAGUUUUCCCAGCGUCUCGAGCAGCUCUCGUCGUUUCUCCUGAGGCGGAGCGACGGAAGCUGGAUGCUGAACCACGCCUCCUUUAGAGAGUGGCUGGUUUGGAGGGAGGAGGGGCAGGACGACAGGUUCCUCUGUGACCCCAGGAGUGGUCACACUCUUUUGGCCUUCUGGCUCUGCAGACAAGAAGGGAAGUUGAAUCGACAGCAAACUCUUGAGCUGGGACAUCACAUCCUGAAGGCUCAUAUCUACAAGGGUCUGAGUAAAAAGCUUGGGAUUUCCUCCUCAGUUCUACAGGGGCUGUGGCUGUCCUACAGCACAGACAACCUGAGCCCUACUCUGUCAUCUCUUCGCAACCUCUACACCCCUAACAUCAAGGUGAGCCGGUUGCUGAUCAUGGGUGGAGCUGAUGUGGAUUACCAUAGUGGCGUCCUUAACAACGCCCCUCUUUUGUGUGUGCACUCCCAUCUGGGCCACACGGAUGCCGUGGCACUGCUGCUCGAUCAUGGAGCUCAGGUGGAUUCUCAGUCACAUGAUGGUUUGACUGCACUGGGAUUUGCUGCUGCUGCUGGACAUAUGGACAUUGUCAUCAUGCUGAGUCAGCAGAGGGCUAAGGUGGGUCAUGUGGAUAGCUCCGGUCAGUGUGUGUUGGUGCACGCUGCUCAGCGAGGCCACCUCAAGGUGCUGGACUUCCUGUUGAAGCGUGCGGACUGGAGCUGCACUUCCUGCUGUGGCCAGCGGGGAGCAAGCAAGACCCAUGCAGUGCAGCAAGCUCUGAUUGCAGCAGCCAGCAUGGGCCACACAGAGAUGGUGUCGUAUCUACUAGAUCUUCCAGAGGAAGAUGAGGAAGAAGAGGAGAGACCUGAGAUUAACACAUCUGACACUCUAUGGGGAGAAACAGCUCUAACAGCAGCAGCAGGAAGUGGCAGGCUGCCUGUGUGCAGGCAGUUGUUGGAGCAGGGUGCUGCUGCUGAGCAAGGCAACAGGCGAGGUGUGGCUCCGCUCUUCAGUGCCGUGAGAUAUGGCCACUGGAAGGUGGUGGAGUUGCUACUGAAUCAUGGGGUGGAUGUGAACAUGAUUGACCAACAGGGUCGAACAGCUCUAAUGACGGCAGCCUCCGAGGGACAUAUGCCCUCCGCACAGCUGCUGCUUGAACAUGGAUCCUCUCUGGACCAGAGCGACAGAGAGGGGUUAACAGCGCUGAGCUGGGCAUGUCUCAAAGGCCAGAUCCCCUUGGUCAGAGAGCUGGUGGAGAGAGGUGCAGCCACAACUCAUGCUGACCGCAGUGGACGAACACCUCUGGAUCUCGCUGCCUUCCGUGGUGACCCAGAAGUGGUGCAGUACCUGGUGGAUCAUGGCGCAUUGGUGGAACAUGUGGAUUGCAGUGGGAUGCGUCCUCUUGACCGAGCGGUCGGCUGCAGAAACACUUCCGCUGUUAUUGCUCUGCUCAAAAAGGGAGCCAAGAUAGGGCCAGCAACUUGGGCCAUGGCAACAUCUAAACCGGACAUCUUAAUGGUUCUGCUCACUAAACUGAUUCAGGAAGGAGACAAACUGUACAAGCAAGGUAAAGUGCGAGAAGCUGCUCAGUCCUAUCAGUCAGCACUUCAGAAGUUUCCAGGAGACGAGCUGAAGACAUUCAGACAGCUAAGAGUGUGUGUGCUGCUCAACCUGUCACGGUGCCGCCGGAAGAUGAAUGAUUUUGACCUUGCUGAGGAGUUUGCUACCAAAGCACUAGAACUGAAAGCUCAAUCCUAUGAGGCCUUUUAUGCCAGAGCCCGGGCCAAACGCAGCCGCAGACAAUUUCAUGCAGCCCUGGAGGACCUAAUUGAGGCCAGCCAUCUGUGUCCAUCUAAUCGGGAGAUCCAGCGUUUGCUGUCCCGGGUCAAGGAAGAGUGUCGGCAGGAUCCUCAACAACAAGAGCCUCCCUGUCCUUCAUCACACCAUGCUUAUGAACAUAACGUGUCCAUCAACGAGGCCAGGUGCAGAGAUUCAGGUUGUCUGCAGGUGCAUGACAAGGAGGGGCUUCCAGAGGAAGAGGAGGAAGAAGAAAAGGAAGAGGAGAGGGUUGAAAGGGAAGGAGAUCCCCCUCCACACUCCUCCUUCCACCCUCCACCUGUGGUUCAAAGUAUUGACAUUCACUGUCGGCCUGCGAUGUCAUCACCCUCCUCCCUCUCCCCUAGUCACCUGUAUCAUCACCUCCCAAGUCCCAUCCACUCUCCUUCCUCUUCAGCCUGUCAUUCAGCUCCUCAUCCUCCUUCAUCCUCCCUUCACAAUUUCAGUCCUCCCUCCUCACCAAAACAGCAUCAAGCCAACCCAAUGUCAGAAAGUAUCACUGCAUUGUCAGGGAUUGGUGUGCAACAAUAUCCACAGUCCUACUUAGCUCUCCAUCACUCAGAUCAGAAACAGGGAGUGCAGCAAUACCACUUUUUGUCUGAUCAGAGAUCACUUAAGAAGCAAAACCCUGCACAAGGCCAAUGGCUUACACCAGCCAAAGCCCAGGUUGUUAGAACCAGUCAGCCUAGUUCUUCAACCCACUCCAGCAUGGUUUUGGGAAGUUCAGCUUACUCACAGUUUGCCUAUCUGCCUCGAGAAUUGGAUGAACUGGGAGACGGAAUUUGCUCCAGUCUCCUAAAUGUCAGGCCUAGCCUGCAGGUCCAGGCUGGUCUUAAUUAUGUAGCUUCAUAUCCACUUGAUGAUUUAGAUGUUGGCUUGACUUGCCAGUUGAGACCUGCAUCUGGCUUUGGGAGAGGAGCAGGAGGGGAAAUGGUGGGGAACAACCGGUUCGCCCAGGCCCGUCAGUUCAGCCGCAACCAAUCCAAAGCAGCUUCCUACCCAAUGGAAGUUACAGAGGCAACAAUGGGGCUGCCUGAAAGCCUUCCAUCAUUGCAUGAUUAUCAGUACCAUGAUCAGGGUGGGCUGCGACGUCCACUUAGCACCCAUCCAACCUCAUCCACUGUCUCCUCCACCAGGCCUCUCAACCAGAGUUUCAGUAUCUGUUUCCCCACCACCAGCAGCAGCCUCGCUGGUGGGCAGCCAGCUAAUCAUGGAUCAGGCUUCAGGACCUCGGCCUCCACACAGCACAUGGAUUUACCUUCAGAUCUUGCCUCUAUUGGAGGGGUUACUGGUUAUCAUGAUGAUCUCUCUCUGAUCUCUCCCCAGUCAGAAAUAUGUAUGACAGGAGGUGGGACUUAUCCUGGGGAGGGAGGUCGGUCGUCAAGGAGCACUCCUUUUAUGGGUGUUAUUGACAAGACAGUGAGGGUGCAGCAGCAGUAUCAGCAACAAGCUCCUUCUAAUUCGUCAUCCUGUCUCAGCCCCUCGCGCUCCUGGGCUGUGUCUUCAGUGGACACAGUGGUUACCCCACCUGGUAAAACCCUACCCAACCAAGGAGGCUUCAGUCAACCACAGCCCUCCUCCAUUGCCUACCACAACCGCAGCAACAACAAUGCCCACAAUGGUCACAACCACCUCGAUUACUAUGAGGUGCUGCCAAGUAGUGGUUCCCAAGGUGAGAGCUCGAUGCAGGUUGCUAGUCACAAUCCCUCUUACCUGGACGUAAAGCUGGCCCGAACAUUGCCAGUGAUUCAUAGCUGCUCAGACAGACCAACUGAGAGAAAGACAGGACCUACCUCUCCUGUCAAACCAAAAAGACCCUUUGUUGAGUCCAAUGUAUAGAGAAAGGUUUAAAUGUUAAGUCAGACACAAGGGAAGAAGAGGGUCAAUCAAGAUUGUACAGAAACAUUCCAAGAUUCACAGAAGAUAUGGAAUAUGUAAGGUUGGGCUAUGCUUGACACUAAUUUAGAAGUUUGGUGUGUUUUUCAUAUUUGCUGUUGGUACUAAAUUAAGAGGGAAUACAGUAAUAGUUGUGGGCCAUACACACCCAGGUCCACUGCUGCAAAAGUAUGUAUACUUGUCAGAUUGUUUCAGAAAGAUGAGCACUUCAUGUAAAGCAUUUCUUCUUCUGUUAGGCUUAUUUGCAGGUGGUUAACAUACAAACCUGAUCUGUUGCAUUGUUAACCAGUCAAAGACAAGAACAAGUACAAAUGGAGGGAGGAAAACAUCAGAAUUCGAAGAAAAUUAACCUUUUGUUCUGAACUGACAUAACAAAGCACAAUGAUGAAUAGCAAGAUUAUAGAAAUUGUAAACACAAAAAAGACUGAAAAAAGUCCUCAUUCUUUACCUGGUUAUCUCUGGCUAUCUUAUGUUUCUGGAAGUCCAUAUUACACUGCUCUGGAGUUUCUCUGCCAAGUUUAUGUAUGAAACCCCAGGUGGUUAAGGUCAGACAGGAGAGACACAAAAGCACCACUUUGCUAUUGACGCCAAUAAUGAAGAUUUGCAUUUCAAGUUUGAAGCGCUUAAAUGACACAAUGACUGGAAACCUGGACACAUCCAUGCUCUAGAACUUGUGCCAGGCAGAUGUUGGUCAGUGACCCCGACCUAAGCCAUAGUUUGAGAAACUAGGAUUAUGCUGUCAUUGUAUGAGCACUGACUUACUGUUUAUAAAACAAAAGUAAGUGAUAUUUAUCUUUUUUAAGUUAUGUCUGCGUUAACCUAUAUGGUGAGUGUUUCAAUUAGGAUAUGUUGUUUUAUCAUUUGGAGUAAUUUUCACUAAGAACAAAGGAAUGUUUCCAGUGGACAAAAAAAAAAAAGGAACAUUAAAGUACAGUUUUGUUCAGUUCUGGGUUAAGAACUCUUCUUGCUGGAACGAUAUAAUUAAUUUACAAAGAUGAACCUGAAACAAUGCCUUUAAGAUUUUUCGUAUGUUAUUACUUCAUGUAGGAUUUUUUAUUUUGUUUUUAUCAAUAAGGUUUUUUGUAUCCUGUGGUGACAUCAUUCCCAAACUGAUUUACCAGGGACUUGAUGUGCAUUGCCAUGGAAACAGUGCUUAAAAUUCCCAUGAAGUGCCCAAUGGCCCCUCCUACUCUCAGUAAUUCCUUGAACAGUGAUUGUCCAGUCAUAGCUCAUCUAACUUGGCAAAACAUGUCCUAUCUAUGUCUGGAUUUCUCUUUACACAUUGAAACAAGUGCGAAUGGAGCUGUAGUAAAAUCAAUCCUCUACAUUUGAAGUCUUGUGAUGUCUCCCUUUGUUUUAGCCUUUUAAAAACAAAAAAGCAAGGAAUGGCUUGAUGUGCAAUGCAUUUAUCUGCUGUAGUGUAAGCUGUAAUCCAAGGACAUCAUUUUUUCUCACUCAUAGAGUCCAGUAAAGCUAAAAGUGCUUUUGGCUUUAGGCCUUUGACCAAAAUGUUUUUGGCCUCUUGAAUGGAUCGAAAGUUGAACUAAUUAGAUGUCGGAAGUCAAAGGUCACUUUAUCAUGUAUGUAGCCAUCAGUUGCAUUUUAAGUCCCAUAUACAUUAUUCAAAUUCCAAAACAAUUCCAAAAAAACCACACACACAACAUUUUCUUGUAUGGCAUAUUUUCAGCUUCACAUUUCACAUCGCAUAAUAAACAGUUGAUGACAGAACUGGGAAGCCUGCAUUAGGUUACCUUUGUCUAAGAUCAAUAAACCAUUGUUUCAACAAUUAUUAACAAUUAUUUAAAGACAACUGAUUGAUUAUCUGCUUUGAGAGAAUGGAAAGCUUGGCAUGUGUAGAGACAGUAACAAGAGGAAGAAGUGAACAGUCAAUCAACGCUAGUUUUCAAGAGGUUAUGACCGAUAAACUAUAUUCAGAAAAUGGGACUAAACUUUGAAGUUUCUAUGUAUUUUAUGCACACGAAUGCCUGUUUUUUUUUUGUAAAUUGAAUUUACGUUUCUAAUGAAUCAGCAAUUCUCUGCCAGUGUUGCUAGUGCCGAUGUAACCUAUGACCUUUAACUUCUCUGUCAGUCUCUAUGACCACUGCCCUUUUCUCUUUCUCUGCUCAGGAGUCAUUAAAACAGUGUGUUGUGCUUUAUAUGUAGGAUUUCAUCCCCAACCUUAGGGGUCUCAAGUUUGAAACACCAUGUUAGAACAGAGCAGGGUCAGUGGUCCCUGUUAGUCGUGUUACAUGUGUGCUUUGUCACUGUGUGUAAGGUCAUAUUUUAAACCCAGGACUGUUACAUCAGCAUGUACAUAAAUAUUACGCAUUUAAAAUGUGUUUAAUCGUUUCAUGUGAAAAGGUUGACACCUAGAAUUAUAGAGGGAUAAUGCGGAAUGAAAGACAGAUGUGUAAUUGUAUCUCUCGGGGAUUGAAAGGGGGAAUAAUUGAGCUUGACUUGAAUGUUACAUGUGGUUACCCCAGAUACAUUCACAUUUCCCUAUGCUCAGCAUAUAAAUGUCAUUAUAUGUAUGCUCUACCUUACAUAAAUGAAUAUUGAAUAUGAAUAUUAAAAAGCACACCGCAUUUGUUAAUGUCAA
Pleuronectes platessa (European plaice) is the source of this 9426-nucleotide messenger RNA. Its product is annotated as protein TANC2. The transcript has 25 exons. NCBI's taxonomy places the organism in Eukaryota, Metazoa, Chordata, Actinopteri, Pleuronectiformes, Pleuronectidae. Gene Ontology annotation, biological process: regulation of dendritic spine morphogenesis. Gene Ontology annotation, cellular component: dendritic spine. Bases 696 to 6770 code for a protein of 2024 amino acids. Gene Ontology annotation, molecular function: protein binding. The record is from RefSeq and is a predicted model, not a curated record.